Didymodactylos carnosus is the source of this 255-nucleotide messenger RNA. Lineage: Eukaryota; Metazoa; Rotifera; Eurotatoria; Philodinida; Philodinidae. The record is from the annotation of a GenBank genome assembly.
AUGAACACUACAGAAUGGUAUUUACAAGGAUGGAUUGAAAAACUAAAGAUUAAUCGGCGAUAUUACACACCGAUUCCAACAAAAAAAAAUGAAAACACCAGAAAAAAAUUAGAUCCGCAUAAUGUUUGGUUAAAAAACCAUCCUCGUUCGAAAUGGAUACAGAAACAUACUACAACUGCCCUAACUGAUGCUUAUGGUAAUUUAGAAAGUACAGGAGCACAAAGACCCGAUUUGGCCUCUGGUUUAUAUAGCUAG